Molecule: messenger RNA, 819 nt
Organism: Heteronotia binoei (common prickly gecko)
Lineage: Eukaryota; Metazoa; Chordata; Lepidosauria; Squamata; Gekkonidae
Product: suppressor of cytokine signaling 4-like
Exons: 2
Coding region: 1-819 (272 amino acids)
Source: RefSeq, a predicted model, not a curated record
AUGUCAGCAUCCUCCAAGAAAGAGCUGCAUCGCUACUGCCCUCUCCACUACCUUGCCCAGGAACGGCAAGUUCAAGACUGGGUGCCAAAACACAGUGAGCUGGACCUGGAACGGUCGUGUGGCCACAGGUUUCUAGGCCGGUCUCUGAAACAGAAACUACAGGAUGCCGUGGGCCAGUGCUUCCCUAUCAAGAACUGUAGCAGCCGGCAUUCUUCAGUGCUCCCAUCCAAGAGGAAAAUCCAUAUCAGCGAGCUGAUGUUGGACAAGUGUCCCUUCCCGCCACGGUCCGAGCUAGCUUUCCGCUGGCAUUUGAUCAAGCGGCACACUUCCCCCAUAAAGCAAAAAUCAGAAAGCUGGCUCAGCGUGGCGUCCUCCCACAGUGAAGGGAAGGAGGGAGAAGUCGAGAGCACGGAUGGAGGAGGGCCGGCGGUUCUGCAGGCUUCCAGUUUUGGCAACAGCCCUUCCUGCAGCUGUGACCCCCCAGCAAAGAGCAGAGAAGAGAGCGACAUGGAUUCCGACGAUGAGGCCAUGACGCUUUGUGCCAGCUCCAGGACGAGAAACAAGCCGCGGUGGGACCCCGGCGACGAACUGCUGCAGCUGGAAUCACCCCCGAAAUAUCACACCCAGAUUGACUACUUCCACUGUCUCGUCCCCGACCUCCAGAUCAACGACAACCCGUGCUACUGGGGAGUGAUGGAUAAGUAUGCGGCAGAAAUGCUUCUGGACGGAAAAAACAGCAAGUACACACUUUUGUGGGGCAAUUUACUCAUGUUGCUGUUGUAUUUCAACCAACUUCAGUCUAACUGGAAAAUGAAAUAA